UUAAGCCUUUACAUUUAGACUCGAAACCAUGGAGCCUGAACUAUCUUCUUUCACUCGCCCAUCUUUCUCAUCAUCUUCGAUCUCACGUUUUGGCCACCACUCAAUGCAUACUUUUCGACAUAUUUUUCUUCAAAGAAUGUGUUUCGGUUUCUUUGUAUCUGUAUUUGUACAGGAAUUGGAUUCCCCCAUACAUUGUUUGCAUUUAAUUUUUAGGACAUAUAAAACGUCAAUCUUCCAGCGUUUUGUUCAAAGUUGAAGGUUUUUGAUUGUGGGUUGUGUGUGUUUUCAUGUCACAGAUUGAUAGAGAAGAAAGGAGAUUUAUUAUUUGUGCUAGUCUGCAAUUCCAGAAUGUUUAACGAAGAAGAGUUGAACUUAAUGAGGGGUCUAAGGAGAGGACCCGACUUCAUCGAGGUGGACUGUGGCUGCACAAACAAAAAGUAUGGAGAUAUCAUUGGGAAGCUGAAGGUUUUCUCAAAUGGCCAAUUUGUUAUCGACUGUCAAUGCUCCAGGAGGUGUACCGAACGGAAAUUGACGCCGUAUGAUUUUGAGAAGCACUCUGGAAGGCCUGGGAACCGAAAGUGGACAUACCACAUCUGGGUGCACAUCAAUGAAGAUAAAGUGCCAUUGUACAAAACUGAGCUGCUCAAGUACUACAAGCAUGCGGCAAAUGAAGUGUCAGCAAGCUGCCGUGGGAAACGAACUUUUCAUCGUGAUGAGUUCAUUCGCUGUGUGAGAUGCAAGAAGGAGCGCAGGUUUCGUCUUCGAACCAAAGAAGAAUGCAGGAUUUAUCAUGAUGCUUUGGCUGCUAAGCGAUGGAAAUGUGUUGACAGGCCUUAUGACAAAAUAACCUGUGCUGUUGAUGAGGAGAGGGCCAGUCGCAAAAGCAGCAGGGGUUGUCCUCGGUUUCCAAACUGUGAAGGUUGCACAUCUUGUGUGUGUGUUGGCUGCCUCAAGUGCUGCUUCAAGGACUGCAGGUGCCGUUCCUGUGUUGAUUUCAUGCAGAAUGCAGAGCCUUAAGUGCCCUUCGUCAUCACCAAUUCUGCUGAAUUGCUUCACAAAAGCAAUUGAUCUAAAAUAAAAGGAAAUUUGCUUUUCUGUUAUGGACUGGUUGUAAUAAAAUUAUCGAACUUUCAGCUUUUACCUUCAUUCCCGGAGACCAAAUGGACAUGGUGGGCAACUGCUCUUUUUAGCCCACCUCAACUUCAGAAACCUUGACAGUUUUCAUGGUUGCUAUCAAAUGAAUAUCUUAAGUUUAUUUUAUUGCUUUUAGCAUGAUACAGAUUUUCCA
This is a messenger RNA of Mangifera indica (mango), 1288 nucleotides long. Its product is annotated as protein ULTRAPETALA 2-like. Bases 349 to 1017 code for a protein of 222 amino acids. Lineage: Eukaryota; Viridiplantae; Streptophyta; Magnoliopsida; Sapindales; Anacardiaceae. The transcript has 3 exons. Gene Ontology annotation, cellular component: nucleus; cytosol. The record is from RefSeq and is a predicted model, not a curated record.